AUGCCAAUCAAAGAAGCAUAUCUGGUCAGCGACAGGUCAUCAGUAACUGCUAACGUCAACAAUGGAGAGUCUGUCUCCGUGAUCAGCAUCAGCAGCAACAAUACAUAUCAGCUGUGGAGAACAGCUGGUAAGGUGAGCUCCAUUUCCGACGAGUUAUCCGACCUCGGCGUAAACAUGCACAUGUUCAAAGUGGGAGACAAUGAAACGGAACUAUAUGUACAGUUGUCCACAAGUUACAGUCCCGGAACAGUGAGCUACUACCUCGUCUUCUGUGCUCAAAAUUGUCAGGCUGAUGUGCUAGCCAUGCCUGAGAUGUUCUUGAUGACUCUGAUGUUCACACAACGGGGAAGGGAGCUGGCCAUGGUGCAUCAGUUUGAUGCUGUAGGGGACAUUCCAUCAAAUAUUAAUGUCUUCCCUAAUACUGAAUUCGGAUUUAAUCUUCAAACGUUUGAUAUGACUACUUUGCCGUGGAACCCAUUCAUCAUCCGUACAAGACAAAGUGAUGGACAGAACUCAUCUUACAUCGGCUACACUAUAGACUUACUCGUCGAAUUAUCCAGGGUUUUGAAUUUUACAUACAAAUUCAGGGAGCCAGCAGAUGAUGAAUGGGGACGGGUCGUCGAUGGCAACUGGACAGGCAUGAUUCAAAUGCUGAUCAGGAACGAAGUAGACAUUGCAAUGGCCCCUCUCAACCCAACAAGUGAGCGUCAAGCAGUGGUUGACUUCACCUAUCCCAUGAGCAACGACUUCAUCACAGUCCUAUUCACAAAGAAUGACUCCCGGACCGAAAAGUGGAUGACGUUUCUUCAGCCAUUCAGCCGGCCCGUAUACGGCCUGAUUGGCCUGAGUGUCGUCCUUGCUACCAUCAUGCUGACCGUGCUCGAAAGCUACAGCCCACGUACCCUGGGGUCUCGUCGAAUGUCCAGCAAGUCACUACAGGACAUGUCCUGGCACAUGAUUGGCUCCCUGUUUGCUCAAGGUGGUGAUGCCCCUCCGAGCUCCCUCCCUGGCCACGUGAUGAUGUCGUUCUGGUGGCUCUUCACCUUCAUCAUGGCGUCUGUGUACUGUGGGAACCUGACAGCGUUUUUAACCUUCAGCAUUGAACAUCCACCGCUGGACGGACUGGAGGACUUGGUCAGUAACAGCGACUACACAUAUGGCUAUGUUGGAGGCAGUUCGUAUGAUACUUUCUUUGAGGGCACGACAAUACCUCUGUAUAGAAAGAUGGGUAAGCGGGUAAAGGAAUUCGCCCAAACUGAUCCAUCACAUCUGAGCAAAGACAUUGAUGUGCAUUUACGAAAGGUCAAGGCCGGGUCGUAUGCAUUUAUUAGUUCCCGGAUCUUGUUCGGCCUUUGGAUGGUUGAUAACUGCGAUCUGACAGUCAUGAAAGAGAACAUUAUUCCAACAUUCACAAGCAUUGCUCUGCCAAAACACUCAGAACUAACAAAGAUAUUCGCCGAUGCGUGA
Messenger RNA from Haliotis rubra (blacklip abalone), 1467 nucleotides. RefSeq names its product glutamate receptor ionotropic, kainate 4-like. The transcript is spliced from 9 exons. Bases 1 to 1467 code for a protein of 488 amino acids. The record is from RefSeq and is a predicted model, not a curated record. Gene Ontology annotation, molecular function: glutamate-gated receptor activity. Lineage: Eukaryota; Metazoa; Mollusca; Gastropoda; Lepetellida; Haliotidae. Gene Ontology annotation, cellular component: membrane.